CACAGUCUUCCUGUCUGCUGGCCUCGGGGUACUUGCUCCCCCAGAGCCCCAGCUGGGGAUGUCAUACCCAUCAGGUUCGGAAGCCCAAGCCAUGGUGGAGGCCACGGGGCAGGGCCCCAAGAACCCACGGGUGUCCAGUGUGAUGGUCCAGCUGGAGAUGAAGCCCCUGUGGGAAGAAUUCAACCAGCUGGGCACGGAAAUGAUUGUCACCAAAGCUGGACGGAGGAUGUUCCCCACCUUCCAGGUGAAGAUCUUGGGCAUGGACACCUUGGCUGACUAUGCUCUGCUCAUGGACUUCAUCCCUCUGGAUGACAAAAGAUACAGGUACGCCUUCCACAGCUCUGCCUGGCUGGUGGCGGGCAAGGCCGAUCCUGCCACACCUGGCAGAGUGCACUUCCACCCUGACUCACCAGCCAAGGGCGCCCAGUGGAUGCGUCAGAUCGUGUCCUUUGACAAACUCAAGCUGACCAACAACCUGAUGGACGACAAUGGCCAUAUCAUUCUCAACUCCAUGCACCGUUACCAGCCCCGCUUCCACGUGGUCUUCGUGGACCCACGCAAGGACAGCGCCCGCUAUGCCCAGGAAAACUUCAAAUCCUUUGUCUUCACAGAGACCCAGUUCACUGCGGUGACAGCCUAUCAGAACCACCGGGUGGGUCACGCCAGAGCUCACGCGGACCAGCCCUCCUCUGAGGAGUGGAGGCUGAGGCUGGAGAUUCCUCCUGCCCACUGGGCAUCUGCCUGCAUGGCGGCUCUGGAGAUCACACAGCUGAAAAUUGCCAGCAACCCCUUUGCCAAAGGCUUCAGAGAGAGCGACCUGGACUCAUGGCCUGUGUCCCCAAGGCCACUGCUCAGCAUCACAGCCCGGAGUCGUAACAACUUUGGUCCCUGCCUCCUUAAGGGUUCGGCAGAACGAGAGAAAGCCAGUAAAGCUUCAACUUCUGACUCCAGGACCCCUACCGAGCCGCACCAUCAGCUGCUGCCUGCCCCAGAGGUCCUGCUGGCCCCUGCCACCUACAGGCCUUUCCCUUACCAGGACCUGUACCCUGGAGCCCCUGGCCACAUUGGAAUCCCAAGGGCUCAGCUGGCACCAUACCCUUUCCCCAACAUCGGCCCUGAUGGAAAUCAGGAAGACCCAACCCUUCCAGCCAAGCUGGGGCUCCUGUCCUCCUCUGCCUUGUGCUUGGAACCCAGCCAACACUCCCAGUGAUGGCCAAGUGCUUUGGAAGCACUUUUACCCUGUGCCCCACCUCUCCCAUCCUCCUCUUGUAAGACAUCUUCUAAGGAAGCCCUGAUGGUAGUGGUUCCUGCCUCAAAGUCAGUCUGGGCCUCCAAUCUUGGAAUCAGGACUCCUACUCAGAAGCCCUGAAUCCUGACCCCCUGCCUCGAAGACGACUUCUCUAAAAAAAAUCCUGUUUCAAUUGUCCUUCCCCCACAUUAAACUGCUUGACACCGGGAGUCAGAGCACUCUGUCCACAGGAAAUCCCAGACAAGACGGUCCUAUCACCUUUGUAGGUAUCCAAAAGCUGGACCCAGGAGCACAGGGUGAUGGGAACACUGAUGACACCAGCAAGGCUGCACUUAACCUGGUGUGUCCCCUACUUUGUGCACCCAUAUAAGGACGUAACCGGCUCAGAGAGGCUUCUGCUCACAGUCACACAGCGAAGUACAUCCGUCACCUGUUACUCCAUUUAAAAGCUGUGCCCCAAGGCUGGUCCUGAAGGCUAGAGACCAUAGAGGGGUGCUUAAUAUGACUGGUAGGGAUCACACAGGCCAGGGUAGGGACGGGUGAGAGCCAAUCAAGGCCGGAGGGUAAAGUCCAGGUGGAUAGUGGCUGGAUUCCUGCUCUACAGACACAGGUGGGAUAAGGCUGGGGGAGGCGCGUAUCCUUCAUUCUUUUGUGGUGGGCGCCCCGGGGAACCGGAGGACUCCGACUUUGCUUAACCCGGAGCUCUUCCUGUGAGACCUUCUGGAAAGCACCGACACCUGCAGGAGCGUGAGACAAGGAGCCCAGCAGAUCUUCACCAGCCAGACAUCUCCCGAAUCUGAACUCCCGAAUCUGAAGUCAAUUCAGGUCACCCAAGCGUUCCGGAAACACAAAGACCAAAACAACCCAGCUGCACUGAUAGGGAAGUCACGCCCCCGGAAAGAAACUCAAGUCAGGGGGGCCACUUUUCCGGACACGCCUCCACGGGCUCUAGGCCAGGUCUUUCCCUAAGGUGGCGCUCUGGUCCCGGUACACAAAACAGGUUCUACCCUCCUCUAGCAAGCCCCUCCUCAGAU
Messenger RNA from Alexandromys fortis (reed vole), 2283 nucleotides. RefSeq names its product T-box transcription factor 10 (gene Tbx10). Gene Ontology annotation, biological process: cell fate specification; regulation of transcription by RNA polymerase II; positive regulation of DNA-templated transcription. The transcript is spliced from 7 exons. Bases 59 to 1210 code for a protein of 383 amino acids. Gene Ontology annotation, molecular function: RNA polymerase II cis-regulatory region sequence-specific DNA binding; DNA-binding transcription factor activity, RNA polymerase II-specific. Gene Ontology annotation, cellular component: nucleus. Lineage: Eukaryota; Metazoa; Chordata; Mammalia; Rodentia; Cricetidae. The record is from RefSeq and is a predicted model, not a curated record.